AUAAUGUAAACUUCCUUCUCUAAUGAGCAAUAAGCAGUUCCAUCUUUCACGGCCUUUUAAAAUUGCUUUUAGUAAGGGGCUGGAUUGUUUUAAUCCUUUUCAGUAUGUAAAGCCCCAGAUAUUUCAAUCCCUUAGGGCCUCACUUAUUUCAUAGCUCCCUUCCUUUGAAAAGGCAGAGGAAAACAGCUUUCAGAACCUGACGGAAUCUGUGACUGAUAAAAUUUAGGUUUUGUUUUUUUUUUUUAUCCUGAAAGUGACCCAAAAGUGUCAGUUAAGAAAAAGAUCUCUGGCAUCCCACCCUGUGGAUUAGUAGCAAACAGGCAUAUCAUCUAGGUACAGUAGCUCUUUGUACUCUGACCUACUUGUUUCUGUUCUGGUUUGUUCCUUCUUGAAAGGUUAUUUGGAAGAGAUGCAGAAUUUGCUCCAUAAACAGCUAAAGCAGUAUCACCUGCCUCAGGAAGGGUUUCCUUUUGAAAUGGGCCCUGGCACAAUGGGGUUGCCAACACCUAAAACGUUCUGCUCUGCUGCAUAAUCAGAAUGAAAACCCAACAAAUCAGAUAGUUUUUUCUGAAGGAUGCUUUUCCCAAGGAAGGGCUAAGAGAGCUUUUUCUGGGAUCAGGCUGGUUUUUGUGGGGUGUGCUACUGAAUUCACCUCAAUCACAUGAUUUUCACAUGGUCAGUAAUUAAUUGUCCCUGUUGUCCUGUAUCCACCAAGCACUGCUGCUGCUGCACUGUGUGUGUGCAUAGCAGUUAACUGAGCUGUGUUUUCUUUUUCCUUAGAUAUUUCCAGAAAGUGCCUCAAGGAAGCUUCCUUAUGUAGAAAAACCCCACAAGAAGCACAGUGUGAGCUUCCUGGCAACUUGUGAAGCAAAGCUGUCACAAUGGCAGAAAACAAGGACAGCAGUGCGAAAAACGCGGAUGUGAGGCCCAAAAGCAGCCGGAGCAGAAGCGCAGACAGAAAGGAUGGGUAUGUCUGGAGUGGGAAGAAACUCUCCUGGUCCAAGAAAAGUGAGCACUGUCCUGAUGCUGAAACAGCAAGUGCUGCAGGAAGGUCGGGGACUAAUUUAAGGAGCCAAGAGAGGAAGUACAGCUGCUCAUCCAUCGAGCUGGAUCUAGACCGGUCCUGUGGCCACAGGUUUUUGGGCCGGUCUCUCAAACAGAAGCUGCAGGAUGCUGUGGGUCAGUGUUUUCCCAUAAAGAACUGCAGCAGCCGGCACGCCUCCGGUCUGCCAUCCAAAAGGAAAAUCCAUAUCAGCGAGCUGAUGCUGGAUAAGUGUCCUUUCCCUCCGCGCUCGGAGCUGGCUUUCCGCUGGCACUUGAUCAAAAGGCACACGGCCCCUAUAAGUCCAAAGGCAGAAGAGUGGAUAAUUGCUGAUUUAUCCCAGCACGAGGAAAGGGAGGAUCAGCUGCGAGACGAGGACGUUGCCAACGGGGGAAUGGACUCUCCCUCCCCGUCCUGUGACUUCACGGACAGCAGUUCCUCUCGGGGUGAGCCGAGGCCUGAGCUGGUGACAGGUAAGGUGGCAAGGAGCAGUAGAGAUGAGAGCGACAUGGACUCGGAUGAUGAAGUCGUAACUCUGUGCACAAGUUCUCGAAAACGAAACAAGCCCAAGUGGGAAACGGAUGACGAGCUGCUACGGAUGGAAACGCCCCCGAAAUACCACACCCAGAUCGAUUAUGUCCACUGCCUAGUGCCAGACCUCCUCCAGAUCAACAACAAUCCCUGCUACUGGGGAGUCAUGGAUAAAUACGCAGCUGAGGCGCUGCUGGAAGGAAAGCCAGAGGGAACGUUUCUGUUGAGAGACUCUGCCCAGGAGGACUAUUUGUUCUCCGUGAGCUUCAGGCGCUACAGUCGCUCCCUCCACGCCCGGAUAGAGCAGUGGAAUCACAACUUCAGCUUUGAUGCCCAUGAUCCCUGUGUCUUCCAUUCUCCUGACAUCACGGGACUCCUAGAACACUACAAAGAUCCGAGUUCCUGUAUGUUCUUUGAACCACUUUUAUCCACUCCCCUGAACAGGACCUUUCCCUUCUCUCUCCAGCAUAUAUGUAGAACGGUCAUUUGCAACUGUACAACUUACGAUGGUAUCGAUGCACUUCCCAUUCCUCCCUCGGUGAAGCUGUAUCUGAAGGAAUAUCAUUAUAAGUCAAAAGUUAGAGUGCUCAGGAUUGAUGUACCAGAGCAGCAAAGCUAGAAAAUAUUUUUGUGAAAGAAAUUUUCUCUGAACAGACAAUAGUAUGUUCAAUCUCUUUUCCUUCUAGGUUUUUUGGUUUUUUUUUAAAAUAGCAACUUGAUUAUUUUUUUCCUUUUUCUGCGUAUUAUUUACCACCCAAACUAGUCGCUGUUUAAAUGUACUUUUGAGUCUUCACAGCUCUCUUUUUUAGAAAUUAUAUUCAUUGUGGGCUUUUGGAACAGUCCCUAGGCUAGAGUUUUAUGGAAUUCCAGGUAGGCUUUCUGGUAUUUCUCUAGAUGGAUAGUCAUUAGAUCUAAAACCCCCUGAAAAUCAGUUUUGAACUCGAUCUGUCUUUUCUAUUGUAGUUGACACGUGUUGCUGACAUGAUUUAAAUAAUUCACUGUUAACUAAAGAUUGACUCAUCUGUAUUUUCUGCAUUUCUUUUAAAAUGAGUGCUCUAGC
Messenger RNA from Cyanistes caeruleus (blue tit), 2633 nucleotides. The record is from RefSeq and is a predicted model, not a curated record. NCBI's taxonomy places the organism in Eukaryota, Metazoa, Chordata, Aves, Passeriformes, Paridae.